AUGAACUAACCCAACAAUUCAGUCGUAUAAGAACUGACCUGUUCUUCUUACACUUCGUUCUACCAUUCGUCACUUUUUGCUUUUCCAAUAAUCCUACUUAAUUUGACCGUCUUUGUUUGCCAGGGAAGUUGCCUGGAAAAGUGGUUCCUUCCUGGUAGUAAAAGUGAAGUGAAUGCAAUUUUCAGGGGAAAAACAUUUAAUUAUCCUGUAAGCAUUUGGUUUUCAAGUAAUCUUUUGAGAGGAAUACUAGAAAACAGAAAAUUUUCCCUGUUCACUUUUUCUUGUUUGCCAUUCUAUUUGUAUUAGUUUUGGAUAUGGAGUGGAUGAAACUCUUAUAUAAGGAGAGAGAGUUUUAUUUGAUGAUGUCUGCAUAACAAUAUUUCUAUAGAAAGGAAUUCAAAGUCAGAGAGUUCUUGAAAAAAAGUGAUCAAUGGAUUCUGCCGUCUUAUUUAUUCUUUUCUUCUCUUCCAUGUUUCUGAGCAUCCAAGCUUUUCAAGCCAACUGCCUCAUUCUCAAGUGCGGGGAUGGUGCUCCUGAUAUUCGUUUUCCUUUCCGGCUAUCAGGCCGGCAGCCCCAUCACUGUGGUCGCCCUGCUUUUGAACUUUCUUGCAAAGACAACACCACCAUGAUUCGCUUUCCAAGUUACGGAGAAUUGGUUGUGAAAUCCAUCUCCUACGAUGUCAGAAAACUCCAUCUUCUUGAUCCCAAGAACUGUGUUCAUCAAGUGUUUCUUAAUCUUAAUCUCUCACACACUCCAUUCAGAUACUACUAUGUUAUCAAGAACUACACAUACCUCAAUUGUUCAACUAGGCUUCCACCUUCUUUUUCAGAGGUUACAUGCUUAAGUGAUUCUAGGCAUCAUGUUUACACUGUAGAAUCUUCUUUGGUCCUGCCAGAAUCCUGUAGGCCAGUGAAAACUGUUGCCAUUCCAUUUUCAUAUAGUCCUUAUCUUGCUGAUAACAGUUUUGGCCUUGGGUUAACUUGGAGCUCUCCUGGAUCUGAUGAAGAUUGUGAAGCAAAAGGAGGUCAGUGCAAACUCCAAACAGGAUAUUCCACCACAAAACCGGAAAAAGGCUUUCCAAUCAAGUACUUGAAUUUAGGUGAUAUCUCUUCCAAGUUCUUGAUGGUUCUGUUAUGUAUCUUGGCAGUGGUACUGCUAAUAAGCAUAAAGAUGUAUCAUUCAAAGAAAGUGGAUAUGCAGCUUGAAAAUGAGAAUCUGCUUGAGGUUUUGAGAUGCUACAAAGCUCAAGAAAACAUGUAAUUAUGAAGAAGUAUCAUGUAAACAGAGGAGAGAAAUCCACUUGUAAUUAUCCCUCACAAAAAUAACAAAAAAUGCAUGCAAGUAGGAGGGGUAUUGUCGUUGGUAUCUUUUAAGGCAGGUUUGCCCCAUUCUGUGUUUAGCAGCAAAAUGGAAGGGGAAUAACCUGGAAUAAAAAUUUUGUACUUAGAACUAUGUAAUUCUAUUCCAUUUGGGUUUUAACUUUUUUUCCUCUUAAUUAUUAAAAAAUUCGAAAGUUUGCGCACAA
Messenger RNA from Hevea brasiliensis (rubber tree), 1526 nucleotides. Its product is annotated as RING-H2 finger protein ATL22-like. NCBI's taxonomy places the organism in Eukaryota, Viridiplantae, Streptophyta, Magnoliopsida, Malpighiales, Euphorbiaceae. The coding region runs from base 431 to 1261 and encodes 276 amino acids. Gene Ontology annotation, molecular function: polysaccharide binding. The transcript is spliced from 2 exons. The record is from RefSeq and is a predicted model, not a curated record.